CCAGGGUUCAUUAAUUCUACGUAGUAUGUACUCAUAAGCUUUAGCCAAGAUCAUUCAAGUUUUAACCUCAACCUCAUCAGAAGCGCCCUCAACAAUGCAGGCAUUCUAGUUCUCCAGUAAAUGCCCAAUUGAUGAUUCCAUUGGGUACGCCAGCCAAAAACUCCCAAAAUGGCGCUCAGCGACCAUCCAAAAGCCUACGGCACCGCUGCCGUUGUCUUCGCCUUCACAACUGGCAUCCUCGUCACUUUAGGAUUCAAGGACUUUUACCCAGAUCUUGAACGUCGGUUCCAGCGCAAGAGGCGUGCAAACACGGGUGGUGGCCGAAGAUCGAGUCUUUUCUGGGGAGACCCUGUUGAGCUUCAGGAUCAUGAGUCUCAACCUUCAACAUCAACGUCUUACGAUGUUGUGAGGAAUAGCUUGGUAGAUGGUAUAGAAGCUACCAUCGGUAACACACCUCUUAUAAAGAUUCAAUCCUUAUCAGAAGCCACAGGUCGGAUCAUCAUGGCCAAAGCAGAGUUCCUCAAUGGCGCUGGAAAUUCACCCAAGGAUCGUGUUGCGCUUAACAUGAUUCGAGAAGCAGAAUCCAAGGGUCUACUAACACCACAUAAGGGUGAUACGAUCUAUGAAGGCACAGUAGGAAGCACGGGUAUCUCACUGGCAACUCUUGCCCGAGCGAUGGGCUACCGCGCUCAUAUCUGUAUGCCUAGCGAUAUGGCUCUCGAAAAGUCCGAUCUACUCCUCCAUCUUGGCGCAACCGUUGAGCGAGUCACUCCCGCACCUAUCACAAGUCCCGAUCACUUUGUCAAUCUGGCUCGAAGGCGUGCGGAAGAACACGCCAGCAAGGCCAAGGAUGGCAGUAAGGGUUUCUUCGCAAAUCAGUUUGAGUCCGAAGCCAACUGGAAAGCACAUUUCAAUGCAACGGGUCCCGAAAUUUGGCGGCAGACGAAUGGCCAGCUGGACGCUUUCGUCGCAGGAGCUGGUACAGGGGGAACAGUCUCUGGCGUGGCAAAGUAUCUGAAGGAGGAGCAGAAGGCAACUGCUAUCAAAGUCGUUCUCGCCGACCCUCAGGGCAGUGGUCUCUACAACAAAGUCCGCCACGGCGUUAUGUACUCUUCGACAGAACGUGAGGGUACAAGACGCAGGCAGCAGGUUGAUACUAUGGUCGAAGGCAUCGGAAUCACACGUCUGACUGAGAACUUCGAAGCGGGGCGCGAACUUAUCGACGAUGCUGUGCGAGUAACAGAUGCGCAAGCCUGUCGCAUGGCGCGCUGGCUAGUUGAGCACGACGGUAUCUUCAUCGGCAGCAGUAGCUCUGUCAACUGUGUCGCCGCGGUUGAGGCAGCUAUGAGACUUCCUAAGGGGAGUCGUGUUGUUACUAUCCUGUGCGACUCUGGAACUAGACAUCUAAGCAAGUUCUGGAAGCAUAUCAAAGAGAUGGGACUGGAAAGCGAGGAGGAGGCAACGAAUUUGUUUACUGAGCUAGGGAUACCCGGUCAUGAUGAAUGAGAUGCGAACGAACCGAAAAAAUGAGUGGGUUUCAUGAAACGAAGCACAUGUGUAUAAUAGUUAAUAUCCUCAAUCGACUCUCGACUUCCCUGUUCCGAAGACUGCUAAUGAAUGGAAAGCAAAGAACUGUGUAUUCCUCAGGGAGCAAGAAAAGUUAAGACUUUAGAAGAGGAUGCCAAAAUAAACUCAGUAAAGAGUCCCCUAAACUUAGGCUAAAUUACCUAAACAUUUUUAUCG
Molecule: messenger RNA, 1743 nt
Organism: Fusarium oxysporum Fo47
Lineage: Eukaryota; Fungi; Ascomycota; Sordariomycetes; Hypocreales; Nectriaceae
Product: tryptophan synthase beta subunit-like PLP-dependent enzyme
Exons: 1
Coding region: 169-1506 (445 amino acids)
Cellular component (GO): cytoplasm
Molecular function (GO): cysteine synthase activity
Source: RefSeq, a predicted model, not a curated record